Molecule: messenger RNA, 1134 nt
Organism: Haliotis rubra (blacklip abalone)
Lineage: Eukaryota; Metazoa; Mollusca; Gastropoda; Lepetellida; Haliotidae
Product: lengsin-like
Exons: 1
Coding region: 1-1134 (377 amino acids)
Cellular component (GO): cytoplasm; membrane
Molecular function (GO): glutamine synthetase activity
Source: RefSeq, a predicted model, not a curated record
AUGCGAAUAGACCAAGCUCAAAGCUCCAACUUUGGCAAUGUGUCGAUCGUCCCCGACCCUGACACUCUGAGGUCCAUUCCGUGGGCUCCCGAGGGGGUGAAAGUUGCCGAAAUGCUAUGUGAGUCUCGAUGGAAGGACAACUCCCCUCAAGAAGCGUGUCCUCGGUACGCAGCAAGAAAACAGCUCGAGAGGUUGGAUGAUCUGGGAUUUAAUUUGUAUUCAGGUCAUGAAAUUGAGUUCCAGCUCCUAGAAAAUAAAACCUUGGAGCCGGUCUUUAAUUACAUUUCAUUCUUUAGUCAAAGGCUGUUCAACAAGCACAGCAAAGUUCUAUUUCACUUUGAUAAAAGCUUUCAAGAAUCAAAUAUUGAUGUUGAAAGAUACCAUGUUGAAUUUGGGCCAGGGUUUUUUGAAGCAGUGACAAAACCAAAAUAUGGGAUUGAGAGCGCCGAUGAGGCUUUUAAUUUGCAGCAAGGUCUUCUGGAAAUGGCUGAUCUGGAAGGUCUUAGAGUAACUUUCAUGUCAUAUUUGUCACCUAAUGAUAAAGCUGGAUUGGCUACACAUUUCAAUUUUUCCCUCUGGAAUAAAUCUGGAGAAAACAUGUUUUAUGAUGCGGAUGCUUUGGACAAGCUGUCUGUAGUUGCUAAACAGUGGAUUGCAGGCAUCCUUAAGCACAGUAAAGCCCUCUUUGCCUUCACGAACCCUACGGUCAACUGCUACAGGAACUACAACGAUCCCUUUAAACCUAGGACUCCAGACUGGGGAAUGGAAGAUCGAGAAUCAUGUCUGCGCAUCAAGAACGAAGGUCCAAGGAAAACAUACUUCGAGAACAGACUUCCAAGGGGAAAGAGCAACAUAUAUCUUGUCAUGGCAUCAACCAUUGCUGCUGGACUGGAUGGAGUUGAAAAGAAAAUGGAGUGCCCAAUCUCGGGGAAACAAGAAGACGCAGAAUCACUCCCCUGUUCCCUGGAUGAGGCUUUGUGUGAACUUGAACAGGAUGAGGAUCUGUGUAAUGCCUUGGGGAAGGAACUGGUGACUUGGUUUGUCAAGAGUAAGAGAGAUACAGAACUCGCCCUGUAUGAAGGCAUUGAGACUAAAGAGGAAAUCUUUGCUAUGGAGAAAGAAGACUAUCUAUGA